Messenger RNA from Brassica rapa (field mustard), 3135 nucleotides. RefSeq names its product negative regulator of systemic acquired resistance SNI1. Gene Ontology annotation, cellular component: nucleus; Smc5-Smc6 complex. Lineage: Eukaryota; Viridiplantae; Streptophyta; Magnoliopsida; Brassicales; Brassicaceae. Gene Ontology annotation, molecular function: transcription cis-regulatory region binding. The record is from RefSeq and is a predicted model, not a curated record. Gene Ontology annotation, biological process: negative regulation of systemic acquired resistance; DNA damage response; negative regulation of DNA-templated transcription.
UUACUAUUAUUAAUUUUAAUUAAUUAUCUAAUCAAAUAAAUUAAAUUAAAUUUUGUUUUUAUUUUUGAAUUUAGUUAUACAUUUUAUUUAUUAAGGGUAUAAAUGAUAUUAACCACUCUAACUUUUAACGUGAGAGCUCAAUUACAAAAAUUUACUUUGCAAAUAAUAGUAUAGAUUAUCUAGCAAGUUUUUUUAUCUAAUGUUUUUCUUGAAUUCAUCACAUUAAUUUAUGAAUAUACUAUGGUCAUGGUAUAACAAGAUUAACAAAGCUUAAUAGUAAAAUGAUUAAUAUUACCUUAUCAUAUAUUAUACAUAUAGAUUUUGGUAUAAAUUUUAGUGACAAUGAAAAUAAAUUUUAUUCUCUCUAACCACUUUUACAUGCAUCAUAAUUUUAUUUCAUAUUCGUCAAAAUCUAUUUUAGUUGAUAUAUAAUAUAAUAUAUAUACAUUAAUAAUCGUAAACUGAUACAUGAAAUAAUAAUUUUUUUUAUUCACAAGUAAAACUACAAAAUAAUUUUUGACAUUGUUAAAAGUUUUUCAAACAACCAUUUUAGAUUUAUUAACAUAUAAUAGUAUAUUUUAUUACAAAUAUUUAGAUAUUUAGUCUAAUUAAAUCAAUUUAAAUUUAAUUAAUAAAAAUGUUUGGUAUGUGUGUUUAUUUAAUUGAUAUAUUGAAAUAUAUCAUCAAAUUCGUAUCUCUACCUACUUUUACUGAAGAAAGAAAUAUGAUAAAAAAUGAAGCUCUAUAAUCUCAUAGUUAGUAACCAUGUAGUUGUAAGUUGGUUGAAGAACAAACUGAAUAUUUAGCACUUUUUAAAUUAGUAAUAAUUUGUAGUUCAUGAUUAUGUAUCUGACUUUUAAUUUUUAUUAAUUUUGACCAAAACAAUUAGCAUAAUUAUUCUUGCGAGAUCGUUUAUUUUGCUACCAUUCAAGUUAAAAUCUAAUAUAAUUCAUAUUUUUGGUCAAAAAAAUCCAAUUAAUUAAUCUAGUGAUCAAGUUUAAAAAAAAAUUGUUAGACAUUGACGUUUGAGUAUCCAAUCAAAUCAUGUUCAAGUUUUUCCGAACAUGAAAUGUAGCUUCAUUUGAAUAUUUUUAAAUUUUGGUUUAUACUUUUGGUUCGGAUAUAGCAAUAGAUUGAAAACUUUUUUAAGUCAUUUAUAGAUUUGGGUCAGUUUCUGUUAUCCAUAAAUUUUGUGAAAUAUUUAAAAUCUACUGCUACAGUUAUAUCAAUCGGAGUUGGACUAAUGUUACAAAAUUAUUAACUAAUCAGAAAAGAUUAGAUAAUGUAAUUCAAACCUAGCUAACAUCAAAUCCGUUGUAGUCUAGCUGGUCAGGAUACUCGGCUCUCACCCGAGAGACCCGGGUUCGAGUCCCGGCAACGGAGUUUCUUUUUGUGAACAAUUCCUUUAUGGCGGGAAAAUUGCUUUAUGUUGAUUAGGGUUCUACGAAUCUCCUCCGUUCUGGUUUCUUUUCCCCCCUGCUGUGAAGAAGUUGCUGUAUUGCGAAAGAGAAGAUGUCGAAAGAGACGAAAGGUAACACUAGCAGAGCAGCGAUGAACACCUAUGGCGCUGGCUUGGAAGCAAACACACUAGCCAUGCUUGAUUCCACCGGCGCUAAGGACAAUCGCGACGCUAACGAAGAUCGUUUGCAGUACCUGGAAGCUGUUCGUGCCGCUUCACUUGUACCCGUAAAUGGAAUCCCUCCCACCAACAAAAUGUACCAAGCGAUGUUCCGGAUACUGAGAUUCGGAAGAACGUUGGAGCUCGUAGCAGCAAGUUUCCACCUUUUGACACAACUACAUCAGAGGUAUCCUUGGGUCUAUAUGUCUGAUGGGAAACAUGAGUUGGAGAUCGUUGACGAGGCUUGGUCACCGUUUAACUUUGGGUCUGAUGUUGAUUCUGGUGAAAAGGAUAUAUCAGUGAGAAGCUCAUUGUUUCAAGAACUGAUUCAAAACAUGAACAAGGGAGUUGAUGAGUCGGAGGAAUCCGUUUUGAAGAUCCUGGGAAACAUGUUCCUGUUCAAGUAUCUUGUUCAUGUUCUCAAGUUAGAUUUCACGCCCAGAAACCAAGUGUUUGAAGAAACCAUGAACUGGAGUCUAUUAAAAGAAUCAUCGCUGAAUCUACUUCUGGCUUCAAGAAGAGUGAAUUUCAAACUUCUAAUGAAAGAUUGUCUAUCUACAAUGUGUUCACCCUUUGAUGCUGAUGGAAAAUCUACCAGUUUGGUUGAAUUGCACAAUGGCAUGCUUUCUGCUAUGAAGGAACUUCUAGUAAUGAUCAUAGAGCUUGAUGCAUCCAAGAAGAAAGCUGACAUUGAAGGGAUUACCAAUAGAGGAGAUGGUGUAAGGACUCCUGCAUUGGAGAUCAUAGUGGACGAGCUAACUUAUGAUGAAUAUCUACUGUCAAAUUUUCUUCAGGUGUUCGAUGAUCCUAAAUGGAAGCUAGAGAUUGUCCUCCAGUAUCUUACCAAAUACAUUCCUAAGCCUUCUGUUCGUACCCGAAGAUCAAACACUCCUCAAGGAGAGGACUUGAAAACGCUUAAUGGGAUUUUGAAGACCUUUUCAAAUGGCACAAAUGCGAAAAAUAUCACUAAGAAGAUAGGACCUGUCGUUGUUCAGAUCCUCAUUGGACAUGGCUUUCUGGCUCAGCUCACAAUCUCUAACACUAAUGAAGGCGAGUCUAUAACAGAGAUAUGCAAUAGCGUCAUCACUGCAUUAACUAAUCUAAAGCGAGUAGAUCAGAAAAUUGAGAUUUUACCAUUUGGAAAGGAGGUCUUGUUCACUGCUGAAAUGGUUCUUAAGACAAAAGCUUGAUGCAUCUGGGAAUCAAGAUCUUAGCAAUUCAAGAGGCUUUGCAUUGUGCUAAAAGCAAAAGCAAAAACAAGUAGCGUAGGACUUAAAAGAGUUACAGUUUUCAAUGAACUAUGUGUUGGAUAAGCUUGAGUUGCAAGUUUCCUUUUCUUUAAAGUUAUGAUUAUCUAUAAGGAUUAGGAUAUUAUGUUUGUGAUAAUACUAUGAGGAUUAGGAGAUGUCUAAGUCCUUUAUAUAGUGUUGCAUAUUGAGAUGCAUAAGUGUGUGAGUUUGUGAUUGUGAUUGCUUGAUUGAGCUUUUGAUAUUGAAUAAUAAGAGAAGGACUUCUUA